CAGCCUUUGGGGCGAAGUGCCCUAAAAAUGAAGUUUUUGCAUGACACGCCCUUUCAUUAAGCAUGACACGCCCUUUCAUCGGGCAUCUAAGCUUCAUACCCACCUAAUAAAAAUAGUGAAGUUUCGCCCCUGCUUUUCACGUGUGGUUUUUGUUUACAUCAAGACUGCAUGGACGGUAUAAAGUGCUAAGUGAAGCAAAGGGCGGAAGUAAGCCAGCACUAAGAAUCUGAGUCCACUUGAGGUCAUUGCUUUUUAAGACCGUUUAUGUCGAAGCAGUAAAAAUGGCUCUCCAUGAGAUGAAUAGACUGGUGCUAUUGGCAGUAGCAGUCCUGUGCCUGGCUGGCUUUGCGACGCUGAUUGCUGGUAUCGUCAAGCAGAAUUCCACUGAAAACUGCUCUGCUUCUUCGGCAUCCCAGCGAGUAAGCAGUCCACAGCUCAUAGAAUUCAUCAAAAAGGUGCAAAAAGCCUACUACAAAAUGAACCCAAACAAAAUUAUUUUCAUGCCUGAUGCAACAAUUGCCAACACAAGGCAAGAAUUCAGCGCUUACGACGCCAUGCCAAGUGCAAUCAAAAGGCGAACAGAUAUGGCAAAGCAGCUGUAUGCUGAAAUCAGUAACAUGAAGCUCAACGAGAAGACGAUGCUACUACGAGAGCGGAAAGCUCUUGCCCAGGUCAAGCACUAUCUCCAAAGUAACUUUGGUGCACCUUAUGAUGAAAACUAUUACGCAGGGGAUUGGAUGAUGGGACCAAACUACUUUUGCUGGCAGCCAAUCUGCUACAUUGGAUCGGAUCUUUUCUAUCAUUUUACUGCUAACCCCAAAUACAAAGGAUUUCAACCUAAAAACCUUUCAGACAUGGAAUUUGUGAUCGAUUCUAUCAAAAAGCAUGGAAAAUCCGUAAGCCAGUAUGUUGAGAACAUGAAGUAUGGGGUAAAAGCUGGAAUGGUGCGCUCUGUUAAAGAUUGUGAGUCUGGGUUAAGUGCAAUAUCAAGCAGAUUCCCCAUCAUAGCAAGAAAUAACGAAACAGGAAUUUACGACGAAACCUUUAUUAAGAAUGGUAUAAAGCACAAAGACUACCUUAAGAAGCUUGACUCAUCUGUACAAGGAGCUUGGAGAUCAAAAUAUGGCAAGACAGUGGAGGGGUCAUUAAAUGCAGCCUUGCUAAACGACCUGGGAAAGCCAAUCAAAGCGUUCAUUGAUUAUGUGAAACUCAACUACAGCAGGCAUUGCAUACCAGAUGAUAAAGUCAGUGGCCUUGCUUCACUCCCUGUUGACUACGUAUGGCUGGAUCAACGUGAAGAUAAACAGCAACCAACACUGAAAAAACUGCCAACUGGUGAGGCACUGAAUGGGCCUAAAGCUUAUGAAAUGAUACUGCCAUAUUUUACUACAAACAGUAUGAAAGCAAAUGAGAUAUACGACCUAGGGAAACGAAUGCUUGAUUCUUUGUAUCCACAAGCUUUGGAAAUAGCUAAAGCAUAUACCAAAGAAAGUGACAGCGUAAAGGCAGCAGCUAGAUUCAAAGCAGAAUUCGUGGACAGCCCGAUGAGCUACUUCAAUGCCACGCCCAUUCCUGCAAACGAAUCCGGCAGCGAUGCCUUCCAGAAGUGUCAAAGCUUGGAAACAGCUAAAAAGUACUGUCCUGUCAGAUACCAGUCCAUGAUGAACUGGUUUGAUUAUGUACAGACCACUCUUUCGAUGCUUCAUCCUAAAAUCCGAAGUUUUUUCUACGAUACAGAAAGCAGAGCGUCGACACCGAACUGUCCUUUGAAGAUGGUCGCUAAAUUCAACCCUUCUUCAGGAUCACAAAGUUAUAGCAGUGCUGGAACAAGUUGCAAAAGGCCAUGUUAUUACAAUCUUCCAUUUUUCCUUACCCCACAUGGACCACGUUAUGGUGCCAUUUCAGUUGCUGGACACGAGGGUAGACCGGGCCACCAUACUCAGGUGCAAGGAUUCUCAGAACAUUUCUCCUCUUCUGGAUCAAAGGACGUAAUUGAUUGGCUUAACUCUGAAACAUACUACACUGCGUUUACUGAAGGGUGGGCUUUGUAUGCUGAAAACCCUCUUCUUGCACAGGGAACAGACGUAUACAAAAUCUACCCUACACAAAAGUACGGUAUGUUGAAAUGGCAAAUUUGGAGAGCCUUGAGGCUCAUGAUGGACACGGGUUUCCACUCCAAAGGCAUGAAAAGGCCAGAGGCAGAGAAGUUAUUUGCAGACUACGCAUGGGACACUACAGAGAAAGCAACUAAGGACCUCACUAGGUACCAAAGUGACCCUGGGCAAGCAACAGCUUAUAUGAUAGGGCAGUUGGCGAUAUGGAAGCUUAGGAACUACACGAAGAAUGCUUUGGAGACAGCAAAGAUGAAGUUUGACGAAAAGGAGUUUCAUUAUCAUGUGCUAUCUCAAGGGUCCUCUCCUUUAGAUUAUCUAGAAUUCUACAUCAAAGAAUACGUAGCUUGUAAACUGGAUCCAAAACGCGAAGGGUGUAAGGACAUCACUGAAUCAAAGCGCACUGUUUCAAAGUCUCAAGACCAAGCCAUUUUAUCCGAAAAAGAGGAACUGAUCGAGGAAAAGCCCUUCUUUGAAAAAUACGACUAGCAAUGGUCUUUUUACCUAAAGCUAAGGGUUUUCAUCUAGUAACAUUUUCAAGUAUUAUGUAAAAAGUUUACUAGCCUUCUCGUUGUAUAAUUGGUUAAAUCGUUUUGAAUUUUGUCUUGAUUAUUGAGCUAUUUUCAUGUUAUUAACAAUGCUUGACUUCAACUUGUUGUUUAGAAAUGAUUGAUAAUGAAUAGUCCCCUCACAACUCUUGUUUUUCCCCUUCACUUUAAUAUUUUGCAUUAUAAAACAUUUUCGAACUGUAGUUGUCAGAGGAUUGCCUUAAUUCAACCAAUAUAAAUUUUUAUCAUAGUAUGUUCUCUUAUCGAUUACUUGGUAGCGUUAUGUAUUGAUUAAAAUCUCUCCUAUAGCACUAACUCCCAUAGUAAAUUGCCGAAUAAUGUAAUGUCAUCCAAUCGUCCCACUGCAGUGCGAUAAGGCUUUUGGUUAUAAAUAUCUAGGCAACUGGUAAGGUUAUUUUCCAUAAACAAUUCCUUAUUCAGAUGCCUAAUACUCUUUCUGUGCAUUUUAUUUACUGCAAAUGCGCAACUUCUCCACGCCCAGUAACAUAAUUCUGUCAAAGCGAUUGUGUAAGCUUCUAAGGGGUAGAUCCUGUAUUAAGAAUUACAGUACAUAAGUAAGUUAAUUUGCUCUGUUUGUGUGUUUUUUAAGAAAGCACGGAAAGGCUUUGUCUGAAAAAUCUUGCUAUGCUUGUAAAGAUCCAAUUGAAACAAUCAGGUCACGGAUAAUUAAAAAGUAAGAUCAGAAAGAAAGUUAAUUUAAAAUCGAGCUGUUUAAAGUAUUUUACACAUUGAUUAAAUUGGUUUGAUAAACAGAUAAUCAACAUUUGCAGAAUUUCUAUUAAUCAAAUUGGCUCAGUGAUUAAUUUUCAGGUGGUAAUUGGAGCCAAUGCUUUCUUCUUUCGUUUUUAUAGCAAAGCUUGUUCUUUACUUGCAUGUGAUUCUACCAAAAUAUAUUCAUUUUUUAUUUGAAAUUAAUUUGUGGCUCUCCGGCCCAAACAUGAUUGAUUAACCUAUUGGUUAAGUACACUACAGUUCUCAAAAUACGCCUUGUAAAAGUGUUUUGGUGAAUUAGACGUAAUCUUAUUACCGUGCAUUUCUUUGGCCUUUGCUCGUACACACAAUGCACAAAUUUAUUCAUACAUUUUGCUGUGAAUCGCACAGUGCUAAUAAUGAUGAGUAAUUCAUCAGACACAUGUUUGUUUUUUACCACUGUUUCAUGAUCCCAAGGCUAAUUCACUAAAAAGGUAUUUCGCUCUUAAUGCAGUACCAAGGCGUCUUCUUCAGGUUAUUGGCCCAAACAUGCAUUAUAUCUGGAAGGGAUAUCUAUUCAGCAUGACCCGAGAUGAUGGAUUUUCACUGUAUUAGAACUAGACAUAUUAGUAUUAACAGAAACAGUACUAAAAAUGCCAUGAAGAAGUUUUGUAUUACUGUCAAGUCAUCUCUGUACCAUCAAGCUUAUUGAAGAGAUUGUAUUUUGUAUUGUAAUGAAGCAUCACAAUGUAUUAUAAUAAUAAUGCUCACUUCAGAACCAUUACAGAUACGACAAAUCCGCAUUUAGGUUGGUUUAAUGAGCUAAACGAACUAUUUAAACCACUUUAAAAGGAGCUUGUUUUGAUGCGAUGAUGAAAAAAAGAAUAUAGUGAACAUUGAAUUUAUUU
Rhopilema esculentum is the source of this 4278-nucleotide messenger RNA. RefSeq lists its product as uncharacterized. The record is from RefSeq and is a predicted model, not a curated record. Lineage: Eukaryota; Metazoa; Cnidaria; Scyphozoa; Rhizostomeae; Rhizostomatidae.